Vicia faba (fava bean) is the source of this 714-nucleotide messenger RNA. The record is from the annotation of a GenBank genome assembly. Lineage: Eukaryota; Viridiplantae; Streptophyta; Magnoliopsida; Fabales; Fabaceae.
AUGAGUAUACUGAACAUUGAGACUCUUAGGGUUUGUCGUGAAAGGGAGCAAAAAGAAGGAGUUAAUAAAAUAUUGCAAAAGAUUCAUGGCAUUGAUAAUGUUGAUGAGGAGUUCCAAGAUCUAAUUGAUGCUAGCGAGGAAGCCAAAAAGGUGGAACAUUCGUGGAAGAAUAUUACACAAUUGAGACACAAACCUCAACUAACAUAUUUCUCUCUUAUUCCAUUCUUCCAUCUACUCACAUGCAUUAAUGUUAUCAUGUUUUAUGCCCCUGUCCUUUUCAAAACUCUGGGCUUUGGAAAUAAUGCUCCCCUCAUGUCUGCAGUAAUUACUGGAGGUGUCAAUGUUCUUGCUACUUUUUUUUCCAUCUUCACUGUGGAUAAGUUUGGAAGAAAUAUUUUUUUUCUUGAAGGUGGUGUCCAAAUGUUUAUUUGUCAGAUUAUUGUUGGAAGCAUGAUUGCUAUCAAGUUUAGAGUUAGUGGUGAAGGCUCAUUUACACAUAUUGAAGAUAAUCUUCUUUUGUUCUUCAUAUAUUUGUACGUGUCGCAUUUGCAUGGUCUUGGAGUCCAUUGGGAUGUUAGCUUUGUUAUUAUAAUGACAAUUUUCAUUGUCAUGUUUUUUCCUGAGACAAAUAAUGUCCCAAUUGAAGAAAUGAAUAAAAUGUGGAAGUCUCAUUGGUUUUGGAAAAAUUUUGUUCUAGAUGUUGUCGUUGAUUGA